Molecule: messenger RNA, 2071 nt
Organism: Rhagoletis zephyria (snowberry fruit fly)
Lineage: Eukaryota; Metazoa; Arthropoda; Insecta; Diptera; Tephritidae
Gene: Pex3
Product: peroxisomal biogenesis factor 3
Biological process (GO): protein import into peroxisome membrane
Cellular component (GO): peroxisomal membrane
Molecular function (GO): protein-macromolecule adaptor activity
Source: RefSeq, a predicted model, not a curated record
AAACCAAAUGCCAUUCGUGUUGUCAUAUUUUUGACCUGUGUGAAUUCUUGAUAGUGGCGUCUGACGUGAAAUUUAUUGAAUAAAUAAAAAAUGGACUUCGCACUCACCUGGUGUAGGAUUUACAUUUCACUUGUUAAGCAAAUACUUCAGUUUUUACAAUAAUUCAAUAUUAAAAGCUCAAAGUCGCAGUAAAUUAGUAUCAGAAAGGCCACAGGAAAGGUGCCUAUAGAACUUUUGUACACACAUGGAGAUAUCGCUUCAAGAAGUUCAAUAAAUCAGUGCAAUCAAUAAACCUUAUGAAUAAUUAAAUAUAUCCAUUGAUGAAACGAUAAAUGUGUGGGCAGUGCAGGAAGGAGGCAACAAAACAAUUGUAAAGUUUACAUUUGGAAACAAUCUGGGAAACAAUACAUCUUUAAAACAAACCAUUUGACGACCUUCUCAAGCUCUUAACAACCUCAAAGCCGCAAUACUCUACAAUAUUUGAAGAUGUUUGGCGGCCUGCGUGACUUUAUUACACGUCAUCGUCGAAAAUUUAUAGUUACAGGCGUUGUUAUUGGAGGCACAUUCAUAGCAAUCAAAUAUGCACAACGUAAACUCAUUGAAUUCCAAGAGCGACAAGCACGCGAGUUUUUCGAGAAGACUAGGCGUAUGCAGCAUUUUGAGUCGACGGAACGCACUUGUAACAAAGUAAUCAUUGGCAUGAGCGCCGAGCUAUAUGCUGCAAUAAUACGCGAGUGCAGUACCGAUUCCCUGCUCGAGAAGCUGCGUCAAAAUCCUCCAAAUAAGCUGGAGUUAUGGGAAGAAAUGAAAAUUGUUGCAUUCACGAGACUCACCACCUUUAUUUAUGCCUCCUCAAUGCUAGUCAUUGCCUUGCGGGUGCAACUAAAUCUGCUCGGUGGAUAUUUGUACCAAGAUAUUACAACGGAAAAGAAACAAAUUUCAGAAGGUCUGAAAGAACAGUACCUGUCAAUCAUACGACAUUUCAUACACGAAGGUGGCCUAAGCGAGCUAGUACGCGUGAUACGCUCAAAGGUGCUGAUGAUUAUGAAACCAUUGCCUUUGACAAAACGUUUCAGCCUUGCCGAUAUGGAACAACUCUUCUGGACUUUACAAAUGGCCAUCAACAGUGAUGUGUGUGAUCCAAAUGCGAAAAUGGCUACAUAUUUGCUACCUCCACAGGUGCCAGAAUACAAUACAGUCGGGCCACUUUUACAGAAAAUGUAUAGUGAAACACUGGAUCUACUUGAGAGCGAUGACGCCUCAUCAGUAUGUGCAAAUAACAUUUGCCGGGGCUUUUCAUUGGCCGUAGAUGCAAUUGCGGAGAAUUUGGGUGAAACAUUGGCGCUGGCACAGCAGCACGCAGCAAGCACAGAAAAGUCGAAAAAUAUGGAAAGCGGCGAUGUUGCAUCAGGAAAAGAAAAUAGUGUACUCAAUAUAAAUAGGGCAGAAAUGGCACUAGCUAAAAUUAUACCCAUUGUGAGUGGUUUAACUGCGAAGGGAUUCGAUGAGUCGUCAAGGCCACAAAAUUUAGCUACCUCAUUGAUCACAUUCUAUGUUGUCGACGAGAAAAGCAAAGUAUUCGGCGCGAAUGUAUAUGAAACAUUUGGCUCCACAUAAGCUAUCAAAUAAAAUUAGGCGCAACAAAUGGAAUGCCUAUAAACCAGAAUUGUGCAUAUGACUGCUUACAAAUUUUUUAUAAACAUAUGUACAUAAUAUGUAUAUUUUCCAACCUAUGCGAACAAAUAUGAGUCCAUUAGUUUGGAAAAGCACUUUGACAAAGAAGGCUAUAAGCGGACUAGUGAGUGGCAUUAUGAGUUCAAAAAUGAGUAGCUUAAGCCAAGAAAGCAUUAAUUAAAAAUAAAAAUUGUUGCUUAAAAUUAAAGUGAACACCCAUUUAGUGCUCUUAAAACUAUGGCAUUAAAUCUGUAGCUGUAAACCGGGAUAUAAGUUUUUCAGCAAGACAAUUUAAAAUUUGUUUGUCAUACUACAAAAUCAGCAAAGCGCUCGUCCUACUUAGCGUAGAUUUCAUUCCAAAAAAAAAAAAAACGAAAUAAAGAUUUGUGUACUCAAU